ACUACUUGCAAGAAACGUUCGGCCUAAAAAUAAGAGCAAUUUAUAGAAUAGGCGACGAAAAGUUUAAAGGCCAAAAGUUCUAGCUACUUUCCAACUAACAGGCUAAGGCUAGAUUAAUAAUCGAGAAGUGAAAAUGACGGGCCACAGGGUAGUAAUAUCUGGAGUUGCCGGACGUUUUCCAAAUUCUGAUAAUGUUACCGAACUACAAAAUAAUUUAUUGAAUCAAGUUGACUGCACCACCACCGAACAUGGACGAUGGGAAUUUGAUUCACCUAAAAUUCCACAAAGAUUGGGAAAAUGUAAUAACAUUGAGAAGUUUGAUCGCGUUUUUUUUGGAGUUCAUACUAAAUUAUGCGCCAUCAUGGAUCCUAUGUCAAGGCUGUUGUUAGAACAUAGUUUUGAGGCUAUUAUGGAUGCUGGAGUCAAUCCUCGACACUUGAGAGGAGCUAAUAUUGGUGUAUAUACAGCAACUAAUUUAUCAGAGUCUGAAAAGACAGUAUUUCAUCACAAAGUGCAGCACGAUGGUUUUGGUAUUAUGGGAAGUAGUAAAGCUAUGGUACCAAAUCGAAUUUCCUUCUUCUUAGGACUGGUUGGUCCAAGCGUUAACAUUGACAGUGGUGACGCUGGUUCAGGUGCAGCAUUGGAACGAGCUUAUCAUGCAAUUAAAAACGGCCGUAUUGAUGGUGCUAUUGUAGCUGGAUCAAUUCUCAACUUGCAUCCUCACAUAUCUUAUCAAUUACGCGCUUUAGGAUUGCUUUCUACCGAUGGAUUUACGAGGAGUUUUGAUGAUAAUGCUGGAGGUCACACGCGCAGUGAUGGCGUGGCAGUUUUAUUUUUGCAAAGAAUGACCGAUUCAAAACGCAUAUAUCAAGAAGUAAUUCAUGCAAGAGCUAUUCAUUCAGAUUGCAACAAUUUGAAUGAAAUUAUGUACCCUACAAUGGAAUCGCAAGUACAAGUUAUGCAAGAUCUUCUCAAUGAAAGUGGCUUAAAACCUGAUGAUAUAGAUUUCUUGGAAGCUAGUGGAGUGGCUAUAAAAAAACAAGACACUGAAGAGUUAGAAGCAAUUGAUAGAGUGUAUGGAAAAAGGAAGAAGCCUUUACUUAUUGGAUCAAUAAAGUCUAAUAUAGGAAAUGCCAUUUGUACGGGUACAAUUAAUUCAAUUGUAAAAAUGAUUGUAGCAUCUGAAACUGGACAGAUUCCUCCAAAUUUGCAUUACGAAGAACCGAAUUCUCAAGCUGCUGGUUUACAGGCGGGUAGACAGGAAGUUGUAACGGAAUUAACUCCAUGGACUGGGCAAUACAGUUCAAUCAAUACGACGUCUACAGUAGGAGUUUUUUCAAACGUUCUUUUAAAAUCUCCAAAUAUUGAAAAGAAAAAUGAUGGAGUCCCAGAAGAUGAUAUUCCGAGGCUAGUGAUAGUAUCGGGCAGGACAGAAGAAGCAAUAGCAACUAUGCUUGAUUUUGUCGAGGGUAGACCAGUAGAUGUUGAGUUAUUACAAAUGAUGUAUGACAUUUUCCAAUCUGAAAUUAAUGCGCAUUUGUUCAGAGGAUUCACGGUAGUUCCAGCUAAAGAAAUGCUUGCACCAGAAACUAAAAAACGCGAGAUUCUCUUUAAUACUGGAGAAAAUAAAGAGAUUUGGUGGGUGUUUUCAGGAAUGGGCUCUCAAUGGGUUGGAAUGGGUGAAGCUCUAUUGAAAUUACCAAUAUUCGAAGCCGCCAUUAGAAAAUGUGAUGCAGUUUUGAAGCCACUUGGUUAUGAUAUAUUCAGGAUUAUUACUGAAAAAGAUCCAAAGAUGUUUGAUCACAUUAUCAACUCAUUUGUUGGCAUCGCAGCUAUUCAGAUCGGUCUUGUAGAUGUUUUGAAAGCAGUGGGUCUUGAACCUGACUUUAUUAUUGGACACUCCGUGGGAGAACUUGGUUGUGCCUACGCUGAUGGUUGUUUUACUGCUGAACAAAUGGUUCUAGCAGCUUUGUCUCGCGGCUUAGCUUCUACGGAGAGCAAUUUGCAAAAAGGCUCAAUGGCUGCAGUUGGUCUUGGUUUUGAUCAGGUCAAGCCGUUGUGCCCUCCAGAUAUUGAUGUGGCAUGUCACAACGGGCCAGAAAGCACAACCAUUAGUGGACCAGCUGAGUCCAUGAAAAAGUUUGUGGCAGACUUGACGGCUAAAGGAAUUUUCGCUCGAGAAGUACCUUGCAGUAACAUUGCUUAUCACAGUCGUUAUAUUGCGGCAGCUGGUCCUAAGCUCUUGGAACGUUUGCAAAAAGUCAUUCCUAAACCUAAUCCACGUAGUUCUAAGUGGAUCAGUACUUCGGUACCACAAAGCGAAUGGAAUACCUUGAAAGCCAGACUGUGUUCAGCUGAAUACCAUACUAACAAUCUUUUAAGUCCAGUUUUAUUUGAAGAAUCUUCUCGUGUAAUACCAGCGAAUGCCGUUUGCAUAGAAAUUGCUCCUCAUGGCUUAUUACAAGCUAUCUUAAAAAGAUCAUUACCAGAAACAUGCAUAAAUAUUGCUUUGACACGAAGGGGUCAUCCAGAUAAUUUAGAAGUGUUGCUUACCGCUCUGGGAAAAAUGUACAAUGUUGGCAUGCAACCUCAGAUUUCCAAUUUAUAUCCGAAAGUUUCAUAUCCAGUGGGACGAGGAACACCUUCAAUAUCUUCUCUCAUCAGAUGGGAUCAUACAACUGAUUGGUUGGUCAAUUACUAUGAAUCGAAAGAACCUAUCAGAGAAGGUGAAAAAGUACUUGAAAUUAAUUUGCUCGAGCCAGAAAAUCAGCACUUGUUGCCAACUGUUGUCAACGGCAAAAUUCCUGUACCAGUUUCAAAAUGUUUAGUACAUGCAUGGGAAAUUUUACAAAGUUUUGAUAAAGAACAAGUUCUUGAUAUUGUUUUUGAAGACAUUAAAAUUCACAAUGUACUUACUGUGGUCGUAGAUAAUUCAAUUAAGCUAAAUGUAAUGGUCGCUAAAGGCACUGGCAAUUUUGAGGUAUCUGAAAAUGAAACUUUAUUAAUUUCUGGAACAGUCAAAGAAACCAAAGCGCCAAGUCAAGAUAGAUUAGGCUUGUUACAUUCUAAAAAAACGGAGCCAAAGUAUGAGCUUACGAAGGUUGAUUUUUACCAAGAAAUGUCAAUGCGCGGGGCUGAAUAUCCAGACGAAUUUAAGAAUGUUUCAAAAGCAACCAUUGAUGGUAACAAUGCUUUGAUAAAGUGGAAUGACAACUGGCUUACAUUCAUCGAUAAUGCUCUGCAACUAUUUUCAUUUGGCAAUGAUUCGCGUAAACCGCAAAUGCCCCUUACGAUUCGAAGAAUUGUAAUUGAUCAUAAACUACAAGAAGAUACAGCGCAGAAUUCAGUCGAAAUGCAUGCCAUCGUUGAUAGAAAAGUGAACUACUUAUGCGUAGGAGGUUUGGAAAUGCAAGGGGUUAAAUUUUCGGAUAUUCCCAAGAGUUUGGAACAAAAUCAAGUUGGCACUGAUGAAUUGAGCAUCAUUCCUAACAAGGAUAGAUCUGAUUUAAGUUUAUCCACAAGCUUAAGAUUAAUACUUCAAAUAAUCCUGGAAAAUAUAUUUUCAAUCAAGUUGCAACGAAUUCAGAUAGUUGCAACUGAUAAUCAUCAAAACUGGAAAUUUUAUAGCUCUGCCAUGUUUGAUAUUCCAGAAGCGUCAUCAUUUACUACCGAAAUAAUUUCUUACGAUGAGGCAACAUUUAAUAAAGCAUUGACAGUCCUAGACGAUAUUAAACAACAUGACAUCCAAGAAGUUGCUCGAAAACUUAGUAAUGGCAAAUUUUUACUUGUAUUUGUUGAAAAUAAAGAGGCUGAUAUGUUUACCAAAACUGCAAACUCUUUGGGUCUUGGAGUGGUUUUCACGAGGAACAUUACAAAUAUAACUCUUAUAUUAUUGAAAAAGAAGCAAUCUUUCAAAAAAGUUCACAUUUUGAAUGCUACCAACAAUGUUGAUGAAGUCGUGAAGAAAAUUAAAAAUACCAAGUUAGCUGCUUCUGAUGAACGAAUUGUUAUUCUUUCAAAUACAAAGAAUCAUACUCACAUCUUAGAUCUUGUCGAACAGAUCAAAAAUCAAUCAAGCUUGGAAAAAGUCAGAAUUUACGGCAUAGAAGAGCCAAAAGUUUCUGAAAAAAUAUUCACUGAGGAAUUUUAUACAAAACAAUUGGAGUUGGACUUGUUAAUAAAUUUGUUGACGCAAAAAAAAUUGUGGGCUACAUUGCGUCAAAUGAAUGUUGAGCUCAAUCCUCAAAUGUGUAAAUUUUGGAAGGCAGAUAAAAAACAUUCUCACGAUCCGAAUAGCAUUGCCUGGGUUGGAGGUUCGAUUCAUGAAAAUAUCGUAAAUCCUGUGAAAGUAGAAUAUGCAGCUUUGAAUUCACAGGACAUACUUAUUGUUCAUGAAAACUUCUAUGCUGAUACCUCAGAAAUGGUGGGUCAAAAUAGAUUGAAUAAGAUUAGCCCGGGACUUGAAUAUUCAGGACUAGACAGUAAAGGGAACAGAGUUAUGGGCGUUUGCUGUGGAAAUGCUAUGUCUAACAUCGUUUCUGCCGAUCCUGACUUGAUGUGGGAAGUACCAAAAUCUUGGAGCCUUGAAGAUGCGGCAACAGUACCAUUAUCUUACGUACUUGCUUACUCUGCUCUUAAAGUAAAAGCUGAAGUGAAAAAAGACGAAAAAGUUAUGCUAACUAAUGUUUGUGAUGGAAUUGGAUUAGCGUUACUUCAGUUAGCUGUUGACAGCAAAUGCGAUGUUUUCGUCACGUACAACACUGAAAUUGAAAAGAAACUAAUCCUCUCUGUUGCUCCUAAACUACCCAACAAUAGACUUCUCAAAUUAUGGAGAAACAGUUUCCGCGAUGACGUUUUACUGGCAACAUCGGGCAAGGGAGUUGAUGUUGUUAUCUGUAAUCAAGGUGAAAUUAAGUCACUGGAAGUUUUCUUCACGAUGACGAAACACAAUGGUAGAGUUAUCUUAAUCAGUGAUCUGAGCGAGGAUAAAAUUCAUCAAAGCAUUGGAAUGGAAAUAUUUUUGAGAGAAAUCAGUUUGUACUCAGUUGUACCGAAACGCAUACUUACAUCCGACAAAGCUUCUAAAAAAACCAUAUCGGAUCUCGUAAGACAAGGUAUAAAUAGUGGUUCUGUAAAACCUUUGGCUAGAACUGUAUAUGCAAGGGAAUCAUUGACUCAAGCUUACAACGAACUGCUAAAAAAUAGCAACGGAAAAAUUAUUGUAAAAGUUCAACCAGACGAUAAGAGCAAAGAAGCUGUAGCAAUUCCACGUCAUGGAUUUUCAAGCGUCAAAUCUUAUUUGGUCCUUGAAGGUUUAAGUACUUUCAGUUUAGAGCUAAUUGAUUUGCUCAUUGUCAGAGGAGCUAGGCGUUUUGUGAUUGCUAGUUCAUCAGGUACUGCAAACGGAUAUGAGACCUUGCGUUUGAAUUUGUGGCAAAGCUACGGUGUGAAAAUCAUUUUGCGGAAAGAUAUUGAUACUUCCCAGCCGCAAAAUAUAAAAGGUUUGAUUAAAGAAGCCAAUUCGUUAGGACCGAUUGAUGGCAUCAUUGAUCUACGAAGAAUGGAUACCCGAAUUAAAACAAAAGAAUCUACCAGUGAUGCGAUUACUCAAAUCGUAGAUAUGGAAUCAAGAACAUCUUGUCCAGAACUUAGUCUAUUUUUAGUAUGUUCAUCCGUCAAUGUAACAUCUACAUUAAAAAUGAAAAUGGUUUCUAAGGAAAGUGAAGCGAAAAAUGACGCUGUCCUGAAAUUGUUGCAAAAAAGGAAGAAAGAUGGACUGCACGGAUUAUUAAUUAAUUUGGGAAUAGAUAGUGAACAGAAUAACAGUUUGCUACCGGUGAAAAAGUAUUUACAAAAACUUGAUGAAAUAUUAGCUUUGGAAGAAACAUCAGUAAAUGUGGUUUACUACGCUACAAAUACCAAUGAGGUGGAAGAAGAUGAAAUUGAUACAUUGGCUAAUAUUACGGACCCAGAACAAAGAGAAGCUGAGAUAUUUGAAGCAGGGCUUUACGAACAAUACGGCGUGACUAGUGACAAUUUUGCACACAUUCAAGUAUAGAUAAUUGUAUCUGAUAUAGCAGAUUGUAUUUUUAAAACUCAGUAGUCCACUCCAAAAAAUAUAUCUUCAAAUUGUAAAGUUCGAAGUAGGUGUAAAGAUUGAAAAUGUGUAAAUUAAAUAAAAUUUUAUAAGGUUCAAAUUUGAACGAUUAUAAAAUAUAGUUAAUGCUGGUAUUAUUCAUUUAAUAACAAUAAUAAACAAUUGAUUUGUGUAAACUUCUAAGUGAAAUAAUGUAAAAUUUGCCCAUUUAUAUGAUUUCUGAGGCGAAUCAUUUAAGAUGCAGUAAAUCAAAUCAUAUUUUAAUAUUUUACUUUGAUAUAUAAGAAUAUUUUUACGAAAAUCUGUUCAAAAAUUAACUUGUAUAUUAAAAUAAGUAAGACAUAAGUUGAAAAAAUAUGUAAUCUAAAACGAUAACCAAGAGUUCAGUUUCUUUUAUGUUAAAACAUGAUCAGACCUUUUCACUAUAAUUAUUAAAUGAAAUGUAGAUCAAAGUCUAAUGUUAAAAAACAAAUCAUAAAAAAAGAAAAGAAAAUUCAUUUCAUAGUGCAAAUAAAAUAUCAGGUGAGGUUUUUCAGUUUUUCAUUUCGAUUUCAAUCAAGUUUGUGAUGUAAAGAUUUGAACCACAAGUACAUGAAUAAAUUCUCUCAUAUUGAAAAUUUGGAAUGUAAAUUGUAUGAAUGAUGAUUUUCAGCGCAUGCUUCAAUACAUAAAUGGAUAUUUUAAUUAAAAACUUAUGAAUAAAAUGUGAGAAAUAAUUUCAUUAAAAAGCAUACAAAAUAAUAAACCUCAA
Messenger RNA from Trichogramma pretiosum, 6848 nucleotides. Its product is annotated as fatty acid synthase-like. The record is from RefSeq and is a predicted model, not a curated record. The transcript has 14 exons. Bases 134 to 6058 code for a protein of 1974 amino acids. Gene Ontology annotation, molecular function: oxidoreductase activity; fatty acid synthase activity. Gene Ontology annotation, biological process: fatty acid biosynthetic process. Lineage: Eukaryota; Metazoa; Arthropoda; Insecta; Hymenoptera; Trichogrammatidae.